This is a messenger RNA of Nematolebias whitei (Rio pearlfish), 3570 nucleotides long. RefSeq names its product importin 4 (gene ipo4). Gene Ontology annotation, biological process: protein import into nucleus. Gene Ontology annotation, molecular function: small GTPase binding; nuclear import signal receptor activity. Gene Ontology annotation, cellular component: cytoplasm; nucleus. The record is from RefSeq and is a predicted model, not a curated record. The transcript is spliced from 30 exons. Bases 245 to 3496 code for a protein of 1083 amino acids. Lineage: Eukaryota; Metazoa; Chordata; Actinopteri; Cyprinodontiformes; Rivulidae.
GGAACGCCAGCGCGUGCAGCUCCAACGGAACAGACCGGGCUGUGUCGGCUCCUCACGGACGAACUUCAUCCAACUGUUUCUAAAAACGGACAUUUAGCUUGUUUUUAACCCCUAAAAACCGGAAUAUCUCGGUUUUACAUCGGUGACCGGAGGAGAAGGACAGCUCGCGCGUCGUUUUAAUUAUUUGACGACUGUCGGCCGAAAGAUACCGAAACUUGCCGAGGGUGGAUCUGAACUGGUCAAGAUGACGGAGGAACUUGAGCGGAUUCUUCAGCAUCUGACGGAGCCUGACAACGCUGUCAUUCAGCAGGCUACAGCCCGGCUGAAAGAGGCGUUCAAGGACCCAGCAAUCAUCCCAGGCCUGUGUGCGGUGAUGAGCGGAUCCAAGAACCCCCAGAUUCGUCAGUCGGCCACGGUGAUGCUGAGGCUGAGGGUUAAGAAACGCUGGAAGAAGAUUAGUCCAGCAGACAGAGAGAGCCUGAAGGCAGUCGUGCUGAUGGCCUUCAUGCAGGAAACAGAACACGCCGUGCAGCACUCACUUUCCCAGCUGUGCGCAAGUCUGGUCAAACACGAGACACCGGACCACUGGCCCGCCCUGCUGCAGCUCCUGAACCAGUCCACCAGCAGCGCCAACCCUCGUGACCGACAGAUUGGUCUCCUGCUGCUCAAUAAGGUGCUGGAGUCCAACCCAGAACCCUUCAAGCCUCACUACUGCCAGCUGCUGCAGCUGUUGGGUGCCGCUCUGCAGGACUACGACAACCCAACGGGCCUUUACUACUGCAUCCUCAGCCUUACAGCUAUAACAGCUUAUAUUGGCACCGAGGAGAUGAAGCUGAUGCGAAACAUCGUCCCAAACCUGAUCCUCGCUCUUAAACGCCUCAUCAGUGCUGAUCAGGACCAGGCCUCUGAAGCCAUGGAGGUUUUUAUAGAGCUCAUGGAGAUCGAAGUGUCCAUCAUCACCCCUCACGUCGCCGACAUCGUCCACUUCUGUCUGGAGGUGAGCAGCAACACGUCUCUGAGCGACUCCCUGAGAGUCAAAGGCCUCUCCUGCAUCACCUUCCUCAUCCGGCUGAAGAGUAAGACCGUGCUGAAGCUGAAGCUGCUGAACCCCAUCCUGCACGGCAUCUUCCCCAUCCUGACCGCAGCCCCCCCACCCGGCGAGCAGGACCCCGAGGACGAGGAGGACAGAGGAGACGGCACAGACGACGACAGCCCUAAGCACUGCGCCGCUCAGAUGAUCGACACGAUGGCGCUCCACCUGCCUCCAGAGAAGCUCUUUCAUCACCUGACCCCCCUGACGCAGGCCUGCCUGGCCAGUCAGGACCCGUAUCAGAAGAAGGGCGGACUCAUGUGCCUGGCGGUUCUGGCUGAAGGAUGUGCAGACCACAUCCGCACAAACAUGCUGUCGUCGGUGCUGCAGACGGUUUGUCAGAGUCUGUCCGACAGCGACCAGGUGGUCCGCAGCGCCGCCCUGUUCGCCCUUGGACAGUUCACCGAACACCUGCAGCCUGAAGUAAAUAAAUACUGUGGGGAGCUGAUGCCUCUGCUGCUGGGAUACCUUUCAUCCCUGAACGAGGCCAAAGUCGGACAUAUCACUAAAGCCUUUUAUGCUUUGGAGAACUUCUUGGAGAACUUGGGAGCUGAAAUCGAGCCUUACCUCCCCACCCUGAUGGAGAUCAUGCUGUCUGCACUCAACAACGCAGAAAACCUGAAAAUCAAAGAACUAGCCGUGUCUGCCAUCGGCGCCAUAGCCAACGCUGCCAAGGAGCUGCUGGUUCCUUACUUCCCUCCGGUCAUCGAAAGCCUGAAAGGUUUCCUGACGACCACCACGGAGCAGAUGAGGUCUCUGCAGACCCAGUCCCUCGACACUCUGUCCGUUCUGGCUCGUAACGUUGGGAAGGACGUCUUCAGUCCUCUCGCUGCAGAGUGCAUCCGUCUGGGCCUGAACCUGACCGAUACCAUCGACGACCCGGACCUGAGGCGCUGCACGUACAGUCUGUAUUCAGCCGUGUCCACAGUCGUCCCCGAGUGUCUCACCCCCCACCUUCCUGCCGUCACAACCGUCAUGCUGCUCGCCCUCAAGUCCAACGAAGGCGUCACGGCUCACCUGGAAGAGGAUGCUUCAUUCUUUGUCCUCGACGAAGACGAGGACGAAGAAGACGAAGGAAAAGCUGACGAGCACUUCUUGGAAGACGAGCCGGAGGAAGAUGUGCAGGAUUUUGCGGGGUUCAGUGUGGAGAACGCCUACAUGGACGAGAAGGAGGACGCCUGCGACGCUCUGGGAGAGAUCGCCUUCAGCACCGGCUCUGCCUUCCUGCCCUUCAUGGAGUCCAGCUUCCAGCAGGUUUACGACAUGAGAGACUUUCCUCAUGAGGACGUCCGCAGGGCGGCGCUGGGAGCUCUGGGACAGUUUUGUCGAUCUCAGCACAAAGUUUGGACCGAGAAUCCAUCUGAGGCCAACCACCAGGCCCUGCAGAAGCUUCUGGACCUGAUUCUUCCAUGUUUCUUGGAAAAGGUGAGGACGGACCGCGAGCGGCAGGUCGUGAUGAGCGUCCUGGAAACCAUGAACAACGUGAUCAAGUCCUGCAAGGAGGAGGUCUGCAGGAACCCGGCACACCUCAAGGAGAUCUGUCAUGUGAUCCGAGACGUCCUCAAGAAGAAGACGGCCUGUCAGGACAGUGGUGACGAUGAUGAAGACCAGCAGGCGGAGUACGACGCCAUGCUGCAGGAGUUCGCAGGAGAGGGGAUCCCCCUGCUGGUGUCCUGCGUUCCUGCAGACAAGUUCGCUCCGUUCCUCAACGACCUGCUGCCGUUCAUCAUAAACAAAACGAAAUCGUCCUGCACGGUGGCAGACCGCUCCUUCUCUGUCGGGACGAUCGCAGAAAUCCUCCAGGCUCUUGUGAGCGCGCCCGGCGGCCGAGGGCUGGCGGGCCGCCUCUCCAACCGGCUGCUUCCUGUCCUGGUGGCCGGAGUGAAGGACGGAAACGCCGAGGUCCGGAACAACAGCGUGUUCGGUCUGGGCUGCCUGGCUGAGGCCGCGGGACCCAUCAUCGUCUCAGAUUUUCCCAUGAUGCUCUCUGUGUUUUCCAACCUUCUGACCAAAGAGUCGGACCCGAAGGUGAUCGACAACCUGUGCGCCGCCCUCUGCAGGAUGAUCUGUAGCAACGUGGACGCCGUCCCUCUGGACCUGGUUUUUCCUGCUCUGAUGGCGAAUCUUCCUCUGAAGGAGGAUCAGGAGGAGAACAAGACGGUGUUCACCUGCCUGGACGUGGUCUACAAGCACAGCCCUGCUCUGGUCGUGAAGUUCAUGAAGCCCAUAGUUUCUGCUUCCUGUCAUGUCGUCGGCCUCAAGGAAGUUGACGAAGAGACCCGGAGGGUUCUGGUGGUUCUGCUGAAGGCGUUUGUCCAGAAGAACGGAGCAGAUUUCCAGGCAGCUGUGAGCUCCCUUCCUGCAGAGCAACAGACCAAACUCCAGACGGUGAUCAGCGCCUCAUAGCACCCCCCCACCCCCGGUUCAGAACCUUUUUAUCCUGCAGACAAGAAACGGGCCGUUUGUUCCAUUUGCCCAGA